AUGACGUGGAGAGCCUCCCAAACGGUGCGCGCCGUAGUCAGCUACGUGACUUGGCUGAGAAUGUCCUCGGUCAUGGAGGAGAACAACGUGCAAUUGUGGUCAUGGUGGAUAGAUGGGAUCUUGACUCUCAUUACCAAGUUAGAGAAUGAGUUUUGCUCCAAGAGCAUCGGUGUAAAGCACAUAGUUUUGGUUGGAUCCAUGGGUGGAACAGGCAUCAAUCACCCAUUAAAUAAGUUAGGAAAUGGGAAUAUACUGGUGUGGAAGCGCAAGGUGGAACAGUACCUAGCAAACUCUGGUCUGCCAUAUACAAUUAUAAGGGCUAGAGGUUUACAAGAUAAAGAUGGUGGCUUGCGAGAGUUGAUUGUUGGGAAGGAUGAUGAGAUCCUGAAAACAGAAACAAAAACUAUUGCCAGGGCAGAUGUUGCAGAAGCUUGCAUACAGAUAACCUUGCUAUUUGAGGAGGCAAAGUUUAAGGCAUUUGACCUGGCGUCAAAACCUGAAGGUGAAGGGACACCAACUGCAGACUUUAGGGUCUUUUUGCUCUAG
This is a messenger RNA of Phragmites australis (common reed), 546 nucleotides long. RefSeq lists its product as uncharacterized. Gene Ontology annotation, molecular function: oxidoreductase activity. The transcript is spliced from 5 exons. The record is from RefSeq and is a predicted model, not a curated record. Gene Ontology annotation, cellular component: chloroplast. Lineage: Eukaryota; Viridiplantae; Streptophyta; Magnoliopsida; Poales; Poaceae. Bases 1 to 546 code for a protein of 181 amino acids.